AUGAAUGAAAGAAGAGGCAAGAAGAGGAAACAGCCUCCCUCGUUCUCCACCACUGUUCCUGUCGAAGAGGCUCCACCCAAACACCCCCUCACAGUCGCUAAAAACCCCAAUCCAAUUUUCUUCAUUGGCUCACCGGAAAAACGAAGCAGAACACGAAGAAUGAUCAACAGUGUAGAGUCCAUUAGAUGGUCUACUGUGGGAAGAUACAGAGUUGAUGUAGCAUCAUUCGAAUCAUUAGCUUUGCCUGAGUUACAGUUCAAAGAAGAUACAAAUCUGUUUGUGAUUGAUGAAGUUGGAAAGAUGGAGCUCUUCAGUUCGUUGUUCUUCCCUGCAGUGUUAUGUGUUCUUGAGUCAAAGAAGAUAAAUCUCCGGUGGUUGUUUCUUCCGACGGUGAAUCAGAGAGAGAGAGAGAGAGAGAGAGCAUCUUAUGUCAUAUUGGAUGAUGAGUCUGUUUGUUGA
Molecule: messenger RNA, 459 nt
Organism: Lactuca sativa (garden lettuce)
Lineage: Eukaryota; Viridiplantae; Streptophyta; Magnoliopsida; Asterales; Asteraceae
Source: RefSeq, a predicted model, not a curated record